Molecule: messenger RNA, 1797 nt
Organism: Saccostrea echinata
Lineage: Eukaryota; Metazoa; Mollusca; Bivalvia; Ostreida; Ostreidae
Product: cilia- and flagella-associated protein 53-like
Exons: 8
Coding region: 1-1533 (510 amino acids)
Source: RefSeq, a predicted model, not a curated record
AUGAUGGUUCAAAGACAGCGAAGGACCCGUGAGGUGACGGGUCCAACGCCUCACUCAGUUGCCAUCAAAGCAAGACCACCAAAUGUCAAACCACCAGAAUAUUUAAUACUGGAGAGAAGAAAAAAGGAAGAUAUGCUUGAAAAUUACAGAAAAAACACACAAUAUAUGGAAUUUAAUGACCUGAAAAAUGAAUGGGAAAGGUCAACUGACAGAAAAAUCAAAUUAAACACAGUAAAACGGAAAGUGGAUGGUCUCUUGUUAGCUAGUCAGUUUACGAUUGAGGAUAGGAGAGAAAGGUUAAGAGCAAUGCUUAGAGCAGAAGAACAGGGUUACCUAAGGGAAAUGGAGGCUCGAGAGGAAACAGUUUUGGAACGUCAAGCCAAAAUGAGGGAACGUGCCAAAUUUUUGAAAGAUAAAAGAGAAGACGAGAGACUGCAAUUUGUUCAACAAAAAUAUGAUCAACAGUUCAGAAACCAGUGUGAAGAGUUAAGGUCAACAAUAUCAAAAAGACAACAGGAUGAAGUAUGUGUAGAUAGACUGGAACAGCUUAGAAUCAAGGAACAACUUGAGAAAGAGAGGAAAGAACAUGAGGCCUUGUAUGCCAAGCUCUGGGAGGAAGACAUGUUGAAAAAGGCUGCUCGUGAGGAGAGAGAUGCUCAGUCAGCACACGAGAGAAACCAGGAGGUGUUGUCAGUCCUCAGGAAGCAGAUGGCAGCACUGGAGGAGCAGAAGGAGGCAGCUCGACGCCUCAAAGAGGAGGAGGCACAACUUCUGAGGGAACAGAACAUUUUAAGGCAAAUGGAAGAAGCUAAAGCCAGGGAAGAAAAGCUCAGACAACAGCAGGAAACCAGAGAUGUGUUGGACCUCUCUCUGAAACUGAAGAUGAAGAAGAAAGCCAAGGCAGAACAGGAACAGUUGGCCUUUGACCUCAAGAUUCUGGAGCAACUAUUGGAGGAAUCUAGAAAUGAGGCUAUGGAACAGCUACAGAGGAAGAGAGAAUUACGUGAAGAAGACAGACGGUACAGGGAGUAUUUACACCAGCUGAUGGAGGAGGAGAAAAUCAAGGAGCGAGAACUAGAGAAACUGGUCAAUGAAGAAGUAGAGAAGAUGUGGCAGAAGCGUCUGAACCAGUGGCAGCUGGAGAGACAAGCCAGAAAGAAACUGUUACAAGACGUAAUGGCAGGCAGAGCUGUACAGAUCCAAGAGAGAUUGGCUGAAAAUGACAGGAAGCAGAGGCAAGCUGAAGCAGAAAGACAAGAAUUACUAAACACCAUUGAGGAGAAUCGUCGUCUAGAAGAACAACAGGCAGCCAAACUGUGGGAGAAGAACUACAACUACCAGAGAGACCUAGAGGGACAAAUUAUAUACAACCACAGACUCCGCGAGCAGGCACAACAGAGGGAGGCAGAGGAAUUCAUGUUGGGAAUGCAGGCAGAGAGAGAAUACCAGGUCCGUCUGAAAGACUGUCUGGAUAAUGCCGAGUAUGAUAAACUCCACCCCCUCAGGAGGGCCAUGCAAAAUAGUGCUCACUAAGAAGAAAAUCAACAAUAUUGAUUUUCUUCUUUGAUUGUUGAUAACAUUUUUUGAAAUGUGUGAAUUUGAAUUAUUAUUCAAUAAAAAUAAUUGUAUUGGUAAAUGAACAAUGCCUUUAAAUGUAUGCAGGUAUAGUGUGAGUACAAAAAUAAGAAAGCACUGUUGUAUAUGCUAGAACCUGUUUACAUAUGAAUAAAUUUGUCCUAGAAAGAAAAGAAGAGAAAUGAAAAUAUUUCUUCAAUCUUUUAAGGAUUGUUCAUCAAA